Camellia sinensis is the source of this 324-nucleotide messenger RNA. Lineage: Eukaryota; Viridiplantae; Streptophyta; Magnoliopsida; Ericales; Theaceae. The record is from RefSeq and is a predicted model, not a curated record.
AUGAGACACGAUUUGGUGUUUGGGGUUGGAGACCAUGUGUUCUUUAAGGUGUCUCCUAUGAAAAGAGUAAUGAGGUUUGGUGUUCGUGGUAAAUUGAGUCCUAGAUUUGUUGGACCAUUUGAGGUUUUAGAUCGAAUUGGAGAGGUAGCUUACAGACUUGCCCUACCACUUUCACUAGUUGGAGUUCAUAAUGUCUUCCAUGUUUCGAUGUUGAGGAAGUAUAUACCGAAUCCCAAUCAUGUGAUUGAUCAUGCACCAUUGCAGUUUAAGGAGGAUUUGACUUAUGAGGAACACCCUAUAAGAAUUGUUGAUAAGGAGGAGUAA